CGCAGCUGAGAUUCUAUAUUUAGCCUCACCACAGACACACAAUUGUUAGCGUGAGCUUUUUUCCUCAAAACAUAAAAUUAUAAAAAUUAUAAAAAUUGCUUCAUAUUUUUGGAUUUGUGACUGAACUUUGAAAACAUGAGGGAAUGUAUCAGCGUUCACGUAGGCCAGGCCGGUGUCCAGAUGGGCAAUGCAUGCUGGGAACUGUACUGUUUGGAGCACGGGAUCCAUCCGGAUGGCGUGAUGCCAUCCGACCAGUCGUACAGUGUUUCCGACGACUCGUUCAACACCUUCUUCAGCGAGACUGGAGGCGGCAAGCACGUGCCACGGGCAGUGUUCGUCGACCUCGAGCCAACUGUUGUAGAUGAAGUCCGACAAGGCCAGUAUCGCCAGCUGUUCCACCCGGAACAACUGAUCACCGGUAAGGAAGAUGCCGCCAACAACUACGCUCGCGGCCAUUACACCAUUGGGAAGGAAAUCGUCGACCUCGUUCUAGACAGGAUCCGGAAGCUGUCGGACCAGUGCACGGGUCUUCAAGGAUUCCUCAUCUUCCACAGCUUUGGCGGUGGAACUGGAUCCGGAUUCACCUCCCUGCUCAUGGAGCGACUGUCUGUCGACUAUGGGAAGAAAUCGAAGCUUGAAUUCGCCAUCUAUCCUGCUCCACAGGUGUCCACGGCGGUGGUUGAACCAUACAACUCCAUCCUCACCACUCACACGACCCUAGAGCACUCGGAUUGUGCCUUUAUGGUGGACAACGAAGCCAUCUACGAUAUUUGCCGGAGAAAUCUCGACAUAGAGAGGCCUACCUACACAAAUCUGAACCGACUGAUUGGGCAGGUGGUCAGCUCCAUCACGGCGUCUCUGCGAUUUGACGGCGCCCUGAAUGUAGACCUCACCGAAUUCCAAACUAACCUGGUGCCCUAUCCGAGAAUUCACUUCCCAUUGGUAACGUAUGCACCUGUGGUGUCGGCCGAAAAGGCGUACCACGAACAGCUGUCUGUAGCUGAAAUCACCAACGCCUGCUUCGAGCCGGCCAACCAGAUGGUGAAGUGCGACCCUCGCCAUGGUAAGUUUAUGGCCUGCUGCCUUCUGUACAGGGGAGAUGUCGUGCCAAAAGACGUCAACGCCGCGAUCGCUACCAUCAAGACCAAGAGGACCAUCCAGUUCGUCGACUGGUGUCCCACUGGGUUUAAAGUUGGCAUCAACUACCAGCCGCCAACUGCAGUCCCCGGAGGUGACUUGGCUAAGGUCCAACGAGCUGUUUGUAUGCUGAGCAACACGACUGCAAUUGCUGAAGCCUGGGCUCGCCUUGAUCACAAGUUUGACCUGAUGUACGCCAAGCGCGCCUUUGUUCACUGGUACGUUGGCGAGGGUAUGGAGGAGGGGGAGUUUUCCGAGGCUCGAGAGGAUCUGGCUGCCCUGGAGAAGGAUUACGAAGAGGUUGGAGUCGAUUCUGUUGAAGUUGGAGAUGAUGAUGCUGAAGAUGAAUACUAGACAGUAAUUUCUUUUUACACUAUAACAGAAAAUAAAACUCAUCUUUGUUUAAAGUGUAGUAUCAAAAAUACAAUAUCUAUGUUUAAAAACAAACUGAAUUUGAUCUCAUUUCAACGUAUAGGCUUUAAAGGAAUAUUCCAUGGCUGAAGUAUGCCACAACGUGCGAUUAUCCAGUAACAGAUUUCUAAAUAAACAAUCUUUUAAUUUUA
This is a messenger RNA of Gigantopelta aegis, 1700 nucleotides long. RefSeq names its product tubulin alpha chain, testis-specific-like. The transcript is spliced from 3 exons. Gene Ontology annotation, biological process: microtubule cytoskeleton organization; mitotic cell cycle. The record is from RefSeq and is a predicted model, not a curated record. Bases 136 to 1491 code for a protein of 451 amino acids. Gene Ontology annotation, cellular component: microtubule; cytoplasm. Gene Ontology annotation, molecular function: GTP binding; structural constituent of cytoskeleton. Lineage: Eukaryota; Metazoa; Mollusca; Gastropoda; Neomphalida; Peltospiridae.